GGCUGUCCUUUCUCCAAUGAGUAUUUUUGGCAUCUUUAUCAAAUAUCAGAUCAGUGAUGAUGAACCUGGCUAUGACCUAGAUUUAUUUUGUAUACCUAAUCAUUACGCUGAGGACUUGGAAAAGGUGUUUAUUCCUCAUGGACUAAUUAUGGACAGGACUGAGAGGCUUGCACGAGAUGUGAUGAAGGAGAUGGGAGGCCAUCACAUUGUAGCCCUCUGUGUGCUGAAGGGGGGCUAUAAGUUCUUUGCUGACCUGCUGGAUUACAUUAAAUCACUGAACAGAAAUAGUGAUAGAUCCAUUCCUAUGACUGUAGAUUUUAUCAGACUGAAGAGCUACUGUAAUGACCAGUCCACAGGGGACAUAAAAGUAAUUGGUGGAGAUGAUCUCUCAACUUUAACGGGAAAGAAUGUCUUGAUUGUUGAAUCUCCCUUUGGGCAUGGUAAAACUGACCACGAUAUAGUAAAUGCAGAUAAACACUAUGUAAACACAUUAAUGUUCUCUUUUGUAAUGCCCUCUUGUCUUUCCAUAUGUCACACAUCAUAUUUUGUAAUUAACAGCUUGCUGGUGAAAAGGACCCCUCGAAGUGUUGGAUAUAGGCCAGACUUUGUUGGAUUUGAAAUUCCAGACAAGUUUGUUGUUGGAUAUGCCCUUGACUAUAAUGAGUACUUCAGGGAUUUGAAUCAUGUUUGUGUCAUUAGUGAGACUGGAAAAGCCAAAUACAAAGCGUAAGAUGAGAGUUCAAGGUGAAUUUGCAAACACGAGGAGUCCCAAUGAUGUUGCCAGUAAAAUUCUCAAGCGUUCUAGUUCUGUGGCCAUCUGCAUAGUAAAGCUUUUUGCAUGAACCUUCUAAAAAUUUUAUCUGUUUUGUAUUUUAGAAAUGUCAGUUGCUGAGUUCUGGAACUUUUUAUUUGCACUAUGAGUCUAUAGGCAGACUAUCAGUUUUCUUUAAGUAGAUUGAUGUUUAACUUGUGAAUGGAAAAAAAAUCUCUUAAAUGACACCACUGUUAAUAAUAUUGAAAUUGUAUCUGUAAGAAGGAUUUAAAGAGAAGAUAUAUUAGUUUUUUAAUUGGUAUUUUAAUUUUUAUAUAUGCAGGAAAGAACAGAUAGGUGACUGAAUAUUGUUAAUUAUAACACCAUGCAUUUAAGUCUGAAGCAGUCAGUCUGUACACCAGUAACAACAUCUAAGAGGUUUUGUUCAGCAGUGUUGACUGUAUUUUCUCACUUGGAUUAUUUCAGUGAACAUUUGUCAACAGUUCCUUUUAAAUGCAAAUAAAUAAAUUCCAAAAAAAA
Messenger RNA from Jaculus jaculus (lesser Egyptian jerboa), 1291 nucleotides. RefSeq names its product hypoxanthine phosphoribosyltransferase 1 (gene Hprt1). The record is from RefSeq and is a predicted model, not a curated record. Gene Ontology annotation, molecular function: hypoxanthine phosphoribosyltransferase activity; magnesium ion binding. Gene Ontology annotation, biological process: GMP salvage; hypoxanthine metabolic process; guanine salvage. Lineage: Eukaryota; Metazoa; Chordata; Mammalia; Rodentia; Dipodidae. The transcript has 8 exons. The coding region runs from base 17 to 730 and encodes 237 amino acids.